AUGGGCGUACAAAAAUACUUCAAAGAGUUGAGGGAAGAAGUUUCGUCCAAGGACAAAAUCAGAGGGGUUCUGAUGGAGAUAGGAGGCCUUUCGACAGAAGAGCUGAACAACUCGGAGCUGCUUGAUAUACUUCUGAGUCUGAGCCAGAAUAACGAUCUUCUUAUUUCCCUAAAGGCUUUGCAGAUACUUACGCGGGUGUACAGACACAACAACAGAGGAAGCAGAGAGUACUACAGAAUUCUGUCAGAGGUGAUAAAAAACGAGCCAGACAGCAAGAAAACCGAGCAGAUACUUAUAUUCCUGCAGAGACUCGCAACACUUGAGUACACGAGACAGAAAGUCUCCAUUGAUCUGUUUAUCCAGGACCCCAUCAGAGAAGAAAUAGCAAAAAACAACGACUUGGUGGGAGCUAUACUGAACGUGUGCACAAAAAGAGCGUGCAAAUACCAGGGGCUUCUUCUCCUGUGGAUACUCACAUUCUCGCACAAGGCUCUUUCUGCUCUCAUAAACUCUCCGAUGUUCUACAUGCUUUCAUUUAUUUCAAAGGACGGAAAAGAGAAGGAGCUGAGAGUUUCCCUGGGGAUUGUGAGAAACUAUUUGGAAUUUGCUAAAAAAUACAACUACGAAACCUUUCAGAAAAUAGAAGAGCUUUUGUCCGUUGUUUCCAGCAGGGGAAAUAAAGAAGACCCGGAAGAACAGGACGAUCUAAAAUACUGCAGGGAGAAGUACUUCAAGCUCUCCCAAGAUGUGUCUACGUUUGAUGUGUACUUGAAUGAGCUGCAAAGCGGGAGCCUGCACCCGUUCCCAUACCACUUUAGCACAGAGUUCUGGAAGAACAAUUUUGAAAACCUAAUGAUCAGAAGAUCUGACAUAAUCAAGUCGUUGAAAAGGUUUUUGAAGUCAGAAGACGCAAACAACAUAUGGAUUGCUGCCAAUGACAUAUACAGGAUAGUGGAGGUGUAUCCUGAGUCAGUGGCAAUAAUAAGACAGCUGGACAUCCACUUGGUUCUCUUUGGCGUAUUAUCAUCCAACACCAGCGAAGACGUCAGAUUCCAUGCGAUGGAGGCCCUCAGUGCCUGCUACACCAAGGAGUAG
This is a messenger RNA of Nematocida minor, 1095 nucleotides long. Its product is annotated as V-type H+-transporting ATPase subunit H. The transcript has a single exon. The record is from RefSeq and is a predicted model, not a curated record. NCBI's taxonomy places the organism in Eukaryota, Fungi, Microsporidia. Gene Ontology annotation, molecular function: proton-transporting ATPase activity, rotational mechanism. The coding region runs from base 1 to 1095 and encodes 364 amino acids. Gene Ontology annotation, biological process: proton transmembrane transport. Gene Ontology annotation, cellular component: vacuolar proton-transporting V-type ATPase, V1 domain.